Molecule: messenger RNA, 1450 nt
Organism: Cuscuta epithymum
Lineage: Eukaryota; Viridiplantae; Streptophyta; Magnoliopsida; Solanales; Convolvulaceae
Source: the annotation of a GenBank genome assembly
CACAGCUCUUGUUUUUUUUUUUUUUUUUUUUUACUUUUUUGCACAUUAAAGUUGCACAUUUCCAAAAAAAAUGAAAAUUUUGAGUUUUGAUGAAAAUCCAUCUAAAGUUCUAAACUGUCUGUUGCCUUUUGUGCGUACAAAUGUAGUGUAAUAAUGUACGUCGGAUCUGCGCAAGUGAAGGCUGGAGAUAAUGAUCGAAAAAGGCACAUGAGUAUCAUUUCUGUUUGCUCAAAUCCCAAUGAUAAUUCCAUCUAAAGGCCGAUUUCCUCAUUCUGAGAUAUUCAUCGUGUUUGUCUAAAAACAACACUCCCUGAUCCGUAUAUACGCCCAAAAGCAUAUAAGUUAAUUUUUCGAGCAUAUCUGCCAAUCUCAACUCCAUCCCUGUCCUAAAUGGUACUAACUUUAAGGAAUGGAAAGAAAAUAUUCUAAUAACUUUGGGCUGCAUGGAUCUUGACUUAGCAUUAAGGGUAGAGCAACCCGCUUCUCUUACGGAUGCUAGUACCCAAGAUGAAAAAAGGUACUAUGAGAAGUGGGAUCGCUCGAAUCGCUUAAGUCUCAUGAUCAUAAAGCGUGGAAUUCCAGAAUCUUUUAGGGGUGCUGUAUCCGAUGAGGUUACUAAUGCCAAGGAUUUCCUUACUGAAAUUGAGAAACGUUUUGUUAAAAGCGAUAAGGCGGAAAUAAGCAUGUUAUUAAAAGACUUUACUUCCAAAAGGUAUUCAGGAAAAGGAAAUAUAAGGGAGUAUAUUAUGGAAAUGUCUUAUAUUGUUUCUAGGCUCAAGACACUUAAGAUUGAGAUAUCGGAAGAUGUUCUCGUACACAUAGUCUUGAACUCUCUUCCUAUUGCAUUUGAUUCUUUUAAGGUCAGUUAUAACUGCCAAAAAGAGAAGUGGUCUCUUAAUGAGCUCAUUUCAUAUUGCGUGCAAGAGGAAGAGAGGAUGAAACAAAAUAAGAUAGAAAGUGCUCACUUGGCUAGUACCUCUAAGGAUAAGGGUAAAAAGAGGAAGAGAACUCCCAUUAAGAAUGAAGCUGCUCAAGGUCCACUACAGAAGAAACAUAAGGAAGGUGAAACAACCUGUUUCUUCUGUAAGAAGUCUGGACACAUGAAGAAGGAUUGUACCAAGUAUCAUGCUUGGAAAGUGAAGAAAGGGUUGUCUGAGCCACCGCAAGCCAAAUGAUGCUGAAAGAUGCGUCUAUGUGGGAGAUGGCAAAGCGGUGCAUGUGGAGGCUAUUGGGCAUUUUAGAUUGUUAUUAUCUACUGGUUUCUAUUUGGAUUUAAAAGACACUUUUAUUGUUCCGUCAUUUAGGCGGAAUUUGGUUUCUGUUUCUUAUUUGGACAUAUUAGGUUAUCAUUGUUCCUUUGGAAACUUCCGGUUUAAUUUGUCUUUAAAUUCAAAUAUUGUGGGGACUGGUUCUUUUAUGUCAUAUGACAAUCUUUACAUGCUUGAAACAA